Molecule: messenger RNA, 3421 nt
Organism: Punica granatum (pomegranate)
Lineage: Eukaryota; Viridiplantae; Streptophyta; Magnoliopsida; Myrtales; Lythraceae
Source: RefSeq, a predicted model, not a curated record
UCUCUCAUUGAUUCCAAUUUCAGCCCAAAUCCAAAGUAAAAACUCUCUUUUCUUCUCUUCUCCCCACAACACAACGCAACGCAACACAAAAAGGACGACAUCACCAAACCCCGAAUUCCCUCCUAGGGCUCCGUCCCCUUCAAUCAUCAUCGGAUCUGACCCUCAAACUCUCAACCUUUCCGACCGCACCUUCCCCAUUUCUUGGUUCCCGUCGGAUCCGCCCACCCCACCACUCGGAAUCGGGAAUCGAGCUCUUGGGUUGGGUUGGGUUGGGUGGGAGGGGUCGAUCCCGGUCGAUGGGCUCUCUGGGCAUUUUCAUUUCAUUUCGUUGCGGCUGAGAUGAAAUGAAAAUGCCCGACCUGUGGAGGAUACCAUGACCAGGACCACCACCCCUGCCGAGGCUGCUGCUGCUGCUUCCGCUGCCGCCACCGACGACGAGGAGGAAGAGCGCUUCUACGAGUCCCUCGAUCGCAUUGUUUCAUCCGCCUCCUGCUCCUGCUCCAACUCCGACACUGAUGACCCGGAGCCCGACCCCGACCCUGAUCCGAAUUCCGCCCCAUUGAGGUUCCCCGUGAUGGGCUACGACGUCUGGCUCUCGGAGCCCUCCUCUGUGUCCGAGCGGCGGUCCCGCCUCCUCCAUGACAUGGGGCUCGGCGGGGAGUUCGUGCGGUCGGUCUCGUCAGAUCGAUUGUGGACCCAGGAGAACGAUGGCGGCCCCGGGUCUGUGAUUCCCCGGUCGAAAUCGGAGAGCUCGGCGGAUCGGAAUUUGGGUCCUGGUGAUGAUACUGCUUCUGUUUGUUCUUCCUCCUUUGUUCCAAUUGAUGAUAGUAGUGCUUCUUUUGUAAAUAGUCACAACAAUAAUACUAGUAAUACUAGCCACAGCAGCAAUAGCAAUGGUGUUCGGUUCGCUAUUAAUGGAUCUUUAAUUCCUGGUCCUAAUAAGCCCCCCAUUGCGAGACACUCUCGGAGAGCCGAUGAGAUUAAGAGUGAGUCUCCAGGUUGUGUUGCCGAUUCAAAUGGUGAUUCUGUGCACAAUUCCGGCAAUGUGGAGGCACUUGAGGGUGCUAUGAAGUGUGAGGAGAACUGUGAUGGUGUUAAUGGGAAUAUUCUCUGUACAAUCAAGGAUCUUGACAAUGGGAAAGAGUUUGUGGUGGAUGAGAUUAGAGAGGAUGGCGGCUCUUGGAAUCAGCUUAAGGUUAAGGAAGUUGGGACAGACCGGCAGUUGACUCUCGAAGAGUUUGAUAUGACUGUCGGGCACUCGCCAAUUGUGCAGGAGUUGAUGAGGAGGCAACAUGUGGAGGAUGGUUAUCGAGAUAGCUUAGAUUUGGGGACAAAUGGGGGAGUUGGGAUCAAUUCUAAGUUGAAGAAAAAGAACAGUUGGUUUAAGAACUUUAGGAGCAAGGCAGGCUUGGUGGCGGGUGGUGGUGGUCAUAAGGAGAGGCGAAGCAGUGAUGAGAAGGACACCUCGUCGGAGAAGGGCGGGCGGAGGUCGAGCUCAGCCACGGAUGAUAGUCAAGACUCCUCAUUUCAUGGGCCCGAGAGGGUGAGGGUAAGGCAGUAUGGGAAGUCAUGCAAGGAGGUCACAGCCCUUUACAAGAGCCAGGAGAUACAAGCCCAUAAUGGGUCCAUAUGGAGCAUCAAGUUCAGUUUGGAUGGGAGGUAUCUUGCUAGUGCAGGGGAGGAUUGUGUUAUCCAUAUCUGGCAGGUCGUGGAGUCUGAGAGGAAGGGAGAAUUGCUAACGGAGAAACCCGAAGAUGGGAACCUAGUAAUGUUUUGGGCUACUGGGUCACCUGAACCAAAUACGCUUUCACCUACUGUGGAAAAUUUUCCAGAGAGGAAGAGAAGGGGAAGGUCAUCUAUAAGCAGAAAAUCGAUGAACUUUGACCAUGUAGUGGUUCCAGAGACAGUUUUUGCCCUCACAGAGAAGCCUAUCUGUUCAUUCCAGGGACAUUUCGAUGAUGUACUUGACCUUUCAUGGUCUAAGUCUCAGCAUUUGCUCUCUUCUUCAAUGGACAAGACCGUACGCCUCUGGCACCUGUCUAGCAAGACCUGUUUGAAAGUAUUUUCUCAUAGUGACUAUGUAACUUGCAUCCAGUUUAAUCCUGUUGAUGAUAGAUAUUUCAUAAGUGGGUCCCUCGAUGCCAAAGUUCGCAUAUGGAGCAUCCCUGAUCGUCAAGUUGUCGAUUGGAAUGAUCUUCAUGAGAUGGUCACUGCAGCUUGCUAUACUCCCGAUGGUCAGGGCGCAUUAGUUGGUUCAUACAAGGGGAGUUGCCGUUUGUACAACACAUCUGAGAACAAGUUGCAACAGAAGAGCCAAAUUAAUCUGCAGAAUAAGAAGAAGAAAUCUCAAUAUAAGAAAAUCACUGGCUUCCAGUUUGCCCCAGGAAGCUCGUCUGAAGUUCUGGUCACAUCUGCAGAUUCACGGAUUCGGGUUGUUGAUGGUGUUGAUUUGGUUCACAAGUUCAAAGGGUUUCGUAACACAAACAGCCAGAUCUCAGCUUUCCUUGCGGCUAACGGAAAGUAUGUUGUUUCAGCAAGUGAGGAUUCCUAUGUUUAUGUCUGGAAGCAUGAAGCUGAUUCCCGACCGAGCAGGAACAAAGGAAUCCCUGUCACGCGGUCUUAUGAACACUUCCACUGUCAGGAUGUCUCCAUGGCCAUCCCUUGGUCUGGAAUGACUGAUUCCUGGGGAUUCCACGACUCUUACUCCCCAGAAAACAAUGGACUGCUCCUUGACUCUAAUAAUCUCGAUGAGGCGUCUACAGCAAAUCACCCGCCGACGCCUGUUGAGAACCAUAAUACUGAUGACGGCUCGAAAUCUGCCUCAGGGUGUACUAAUAGCCCACUUCAUGGGACGAUAUCUAGUGCGUCGAACAGUUACUUCUUUGACCGUAUCUCUGCCACCUGGCCCGAGGAGAAGCUUCCAUCAGCUGCAAAGAGCCGAAGUCCUCGUGUCAGUGUAGAUUUCUCCAGUGGGAUGGAUGAGUCUGCCUGGGGUUUGGUCAUUGUGACUGCUGGGCUACGAGGUGAGAUCCGGACUUUUCAGAAUUUUGGAUUGCCUGUUCGAAUUUAGUCGUCUGGAGAUCUGAAAAUCGGAGAACACAACCGUGAUAAGGCUUGUCAAUGCGGUUUACUCUCUGAGGUUGGUGACAAGUUGUAUAGUGGGGGAUACUUUGGGUGGGGGAUAUGUAAUAUGUUCGAGUUCCGUUCAUUUUUUUGUUUUCCUCUUUUUGGCGGUGUGGUCGUAAUCGGCCGGGGAUGGGGUGCAGAUUGGAACCAUCCUGGCCGGGCUUCGAGAGAAAGAAAAGUAGAUUUGUCGCGAGAAGAAAAAGGAGAAAGUUCUUGUUGUAAUGGAGAAUUGUAGAGUUCUGAGCUUGGCAAAAUUAUAUUCAAUUCAAGAAAUCGAAAAUUCUUUUUUCCUCAA